Molecule: messenger RNA, 766 nt
Organism: Eruca vesicaria subsp. sativa (arugula)
Lineage: Eukaryota; Viridiplantae; Streptophyta; Magnoliopsida; Brassicales; Brassicaceae
Source: the annotation of a GenBank genome assembly
GUCCUUUCCUACCUAUAAACCUGAUUUCCUCCAACGGCCUCUCUAUCUCUCUCCCUCACUCAUCUAAUCUUCAAACCUAUUGCCGCAAACGGGGAAGUUCUUGAAACAGAAACAUCUGAGAAAGUCAUGACAAUGACAGGAGGAGACAAACUUGUACUAAAAGGUUUAAAGUUCUACGGUUACCACGGAGCCAUUCCAGAAGAAAACACUUUGGGGCAGACGUUUAUUGUUGACAUCGACGCGUGGGUGAGUCUUAAAAAGGCUGGUCUAUCUGAUAACUUAGAUGAUACAAUCAGCUAUGUUGACAUUUUCAGCAUAGCUAAAGAAAUUAUUGAAGGGCCACCAUUGAACCUUCUGGAGGCAGUAGCGGAACGCAUUGCGUCUAGGACGCUUGAGAAGUUUCCUCAAGUGACUGCUGUUCAAGUGAAGCUGUGUAAGCCAAAUGUUGCACUUAUCAAGAACACAAUUGAUUACUUAGGGGUUGAGAUUUUCAGACAGCAAAAGCACUUCUGAUUCAAGGGAACUGAUGAAAAGUCCUUGAAAACUCUGUGUUUCCAAUAAUCUUUUGUUCAUACAAGAGAAUUGUAUCAGUGAAAAUUAAAACUAAUGGCUGUGUAAGACAACUUGGGAUCUUUAAUAUAUCAUGUCAUAAUCUAUGGUGUUAGUUUUCCACAUCCUUGUCUUAACAUAGUACAUCUUGACCUUUUGAUUUUAUAACUGAGUUUGGAACACAUGAUUUUUAAUAUGUAAGGAUUUUUGUUUAAUA